GCCAAGACGAGCGGGGGAAAUGACGGCAACACGAACCCGGAAGUCUCGAGUCAAACGACUACGGGACUCUCGAUGGGUGUUGUCGUUGUUCUUAAGUUGCCUUAUCCUUACGGGAAGGGAAAAGGCAGUGCGUGAGAGGGAGGAGAAGCCGCCGCUGCAGCAGCCCGCUUGAGAAGAGUGGAGACAGCGCGGGCUAUGGAGCUGGCGAGAGCAAGUCCCAGAGGCCCGGCCCGGCCGCGGGUGCUGAUCGUGGGCGCAGGACUGGCAGGACUAGGCGCCGCCCAGCGGCUCCUUCAGGGCUCCCGGCAUUUCGCCGACGUGCGCGUGCUGGAGGCCUCGGGGCGAGCUGGGGGCCGCAUCCGCUCCGGAAAGCUCAGAAAUAAAGUGGUGGAGAUGGGUGCCCACUGGAUCCACGGGCCUUGCAGGGAGAACCCUGUUUUCCAGCUGGCAUCGAAAUACGGACUGCUGGAUGAUGAUGCUCUGGCUGAGGAAAACCAGCAGGUGGAAGUGGGGGGUCACCCCUUGGGGCCUUCAGCCUGCUACUCCAGUUCAGGCCAGUUGCUGAGCCAUGACAUAGUGGGCUCUAUGGGGGUCCUCUUUUUCACUCUCUUAGAAGAAUCGCGUGAGUUCCUGCAUGUGGCCAAAGUGCCUGUACCCAGUGUGGGUGAGUACUUGAAAGAGGCGAUAGUUCAGAGGGUGAAAGAAUGGCCAGAUGAUGAGGAGACAAAGCGCCUGAAAUUGGCCAUCCUUAACAUAUUCUUCAAGUUGGAGUGCUGCGUGAGUGGGACCCAUAGCUUGGACCUGGUGGCAUUGGGCCCCUUCGGGGAGUAUACAAUGCUUCCUGGCUUGGACUGCACAUUUCCCAAUGGUUAUGAAGGCCUCACAGAAUGCCUGAUGGCAUCUCUGCCCAAAGGGAUCGUCUUGUUUGAUAAGCAGGUGAAGACAGUUAAUUGGGAAAGCUCCUAUCUGGAAGAGGCUCCCACAGGCCGAAACUUCAGUGUGCAGGUGGAAUGUGAAGAUGGCGAGAAGUUUUUAGCAGACCAUGUCAUCGUCACUGUGCCUCUAGGUUUCCUCAAAGAACAUCAAGAGUCGUUUUUUUACCCACCACUUCCACCCCAGAAGAUGGCAGCGAUAAGACAGCUAGGCUUUGGGACAAACAAUAAAAUAUUUUUAGAAUUUGAGCAGCCAUUCUGGAAGCCAGACUGUCAAAUGCUUGAGGUUGCAUGGGAGGAUGAAUCACCCUUGGCUGAGCCAUCCACUGAUUUGGAGGCUACCUGGUUCCAAAAGGUUGCUGGCUUCAUUGUUCUCCACCCUGCAGAGAGAUACGGGCAUAUCUUAUGUGGCUUCAUUGCUGGGAAAGAAGCUGAAUUCAUGGAAACACUCACAGAUGCAGAGGUCCUUUCAGCCUUAACACAAGUAUUUCGUAGAGCAACAGGAAAUCCACAACUUGGCCCUCCAAAGAACAUCCUGCGAUCUAAAUGGCACAGUGAGCCCCACACCAAAGGCUCCUACAGUUAUGUGGCCAUUGGCAGUUCUGGAGAUGACAUUGACGUUCUUGCUCAACCCCUUCCUGAGGACACAUCUGAUUCCAAGCCACCACAGGUUCUUUUUGCAGGAGAAGCUACACAUCGCACAUUCUAUUCUACUACCCAUGGGGCCUUGUUGUCAGGCUGGAGAGAAGCAAAUCGUCUCAUCCACAUCUACAACAUGUCUGAAUCCCCACAUUCUGCAUUGUAAUCCAGAAGCUGAGAUAACAGCAGCUUCAUUUUCUGCUGAUGACAUUCUCCCAGUAGUUGUUAGAAGUUAUCUCUCAGUAUAACUCCCUGCUCCUCAGCUUUUUAAUCAGUGAGAUAAAAAUCCCUGGGGGAAUCAUUUUUCUUGAGUUGAUCAUUGGGAGCAUGGAAGCCAAAUGACACAGCUUUUAACACCUCCACUGUGUGCAAGAGAAGGCAUUCAGUAUUAAUAAUACACCUCUGGUUAUGCAGCUUCAUGUUUUCUGGUCCUGGUAUAUAACUUCCUAUCCUGAAGGAUUCAACCUACGCAGAACUCAGCUGAAUCUUUGCAUUUACCUCCUCAUGUCAAGGCAGUGUAUUACCUGCCUGAAUUUGAAUAUUAUGUUGGUCUUUACACAAAAACUUAGAUCGACUCAUCUCUCUCCCCUCCCGAAGUAGACACUGUAAGAUUGCUAUAGUACUCUUCUCUCAAUCCCAGUGCGCUGUGAAUUUCAGUACACUGGCAGCAGAGCAUCCUUCCAGGGGACCGUGCUUCUUUAAGGGAGCAAGAAACUAUUCUGUAUUCCUGGGCAAACUGCUGUGGAGGGAACAGUAACUUGACAAGUGGUCUUGACAAGCUGUGUUCAGGUCCUAUGCUCAUGAGCUGAUGUGGAAGGAGAAAAUCAGGUUCAUUAUCUUUUCAAAGUAGUGAGACUUUUGCCCUCUACUGUGCUAAACCCAAGGCUACUACACACCAUAGUAUAAACACCCAUUAAUAAUACCAUUGGGCUAGUAAAGAAGUCCUCUUCCCACCACUCCACAGUAAAUACUUCACAUAAUGUUCCAAGUGGAGUCAUAGUCUUAUUUUUUUAAGCUUGACAAUUGUCAUGCCUUAGUUGGCACUGGCAAGAACAGCUCUGUAAUUAACAGCCUUUCUGAAAAUUUUAUUCUUUAUGAAAUGAAAAUUAUUUGCUCUACCAGUAUGCAAUUUGGAAUCUACAGCUGGCUAACUUACAGAACAAUCUGCUGAUAAAUGACUGAGCUACAUCAAUUAUGAACAUUUGCUUGAAAUUGGAACCUUUGCACUGUUGAAGCCCUGUUUGUGCUGAUCCAUUCCCCCCCCCCCAGUUUAAAUUAUGUGAAUAAUUCCAGGAACUUUCAGAGAACUGCCUCUCUAAUGGUCUGCCCAAAUCAGUUGCAUAUUUUUAAAACUCUAGAGUUUCAAAGUCCCUAUUUUAAAUUCCUACUCAUGUACUGGAAAAUCUAGCUGUUCUUAGGUGGAACAUUUUCUGGCAGUAAAAUGUCUAUCAUCAGCCCAAGCACUCUUACAGAAGAAUUUCUUUUUCUUUGUUUUGUUUGGAAGAAAGGAAGAGUGCUGCUGUGUGAGGGACAGAGAAAGACAGAAGUGGAAAGGAGAAAAAGAAGUCUGGUGCUGCUAUAUAUGUUUAUGAAAAAGCACCCAUGCAAAAAGUCAUCUUUGUAUUACCUUUCUGUAAAAUGCACAAAUGAUUCCUAUAUGCUUAAUUUCACUAAACAUAUUGUGACUCUCCAAUCAAUUGACUUAUUUUCUAUUUUAACAGUGGACUGCUAUUCCAUCAUUGUUAUAAGCUACUCUGUCUCAGCCUUAUCCUACUCCACCAAAGCAAUAUGGGGGCAAUAAGAGUUAUCUACACUCAUUGCUUAAAAACACUUCUUGCACUAUUAGACAAACUAUGAAUAUAAUAAAAACAGGGUAAUAAUCAAA
Messenger RNA from Rhineura floridana, 3456 nucleotides. It is a transcript of the gene PAOX, whose product is annotated as polyamine oxidase. The coding region runs from base 196 to 1737 and encodes 513 amino acids. Gene Ontology annotation, molecular function: polyamine oxidase activity. The record is from RefSeq and is a predicted model, not a curated record. NCBI's taxonomy places the organism in Eukaryota, Metazoa, Chordata, Lepidosauria, Squamata, Rhineuridae. The transcript is spliced from 7 exons.